GACUUUGGACUGUAACCCAAAUCCUCCCCCCACUCCAAAGGAUGGUGAUAAAAAGACCUGCCCAAACCAGCUGAGGGGGAAUUGAGCGUUGUGACUCUGGAAUAGGGGGGACCAUGGAGAUCUUCAGCAUUCAGCAGUUGGUAAGUGAUGAACGACAUGAGGGGAAAGGGCGAGGUUUUGAGGCCCUCUCCAGAAAUGCAGCCAAAGUGCCAGAAACUUGGCAGCCGGGCCCAGUCGGCGUGUGGGAAGCAGUCAGCAAGGAGAAGCAGAAAGCAGAAGAGGAGAAGAGAAGAAAGCUUGAGACACUCAAUAACUCCAGACUGAAGCUAGACAGCUUGCAGGACUUGGAGGCUAUUAUCAAGCUACGCAAAAACAAGAAAAAAUGGAAGAAGGUGGUCCGCCCCAAGGAACAGGAGCCAGAAAUCAUAACAGAGCCUGUAAACUCAGAACAGUUUCUACAAGCAGCCGUGGAUAACCGGAUUCUCGUGAUCGACAAAUAUCUGGCAGACGGAGGGGACCCCAACGCUCAUGACAAGUUCGCAUGCACUGCCCUGCACCAGGCCUGCCUACGGGGCCAUGCAGAGAUCGUGGAGAAACUACUGGAAGCCAGGGCCAAACUGGAACCAAGAGACAUGCUGGAUGCGACGCCAGUGUUCUGGGCGUGUCGUGGGGGACACCUGGAGAUCCUCAAGUGCCUGAUCAACAGGGGAGCCAAGAUCUCCACAAGGGACAAGCUCUGGAGCACCCCACUGCACGUGGCCGUCCGGACAGGGCACUGUGACUGUGCCGAGCAUCUAAUUGCCUGCGGGGCAAACAUCAAUGCACAAGACAAGGAAGGAGACACACCCAUUCACGACGCAGUCCGGCUGGGACGUUUCAAGGCUGUGAAGAUGCUGCUGAUGUAUGGCGCCAACCUCAACAUCCAGAAUGAGGAGGCCGUGACUCCGGUGGACCUGGUGAAGGACUGGCAGACGGGCAUCCGAGCAACGCUGCAGGAGUGCGCUGACCGGCAGCAUCUCUCCGCCAGGAACUGAUGAGUGUGGAGGGGCUUCGGGGGUGGGAUGC
Messenger RNA from Euleptes europaea (tarantolino), 1065 nucleotides. RefSeq names its product ankyrin repeat domain 23 (gene ANKRD23). The transcript is spliced from 9 exons. Gene Ontology annotation, biological process: regulation of transcription by RNA polymerase II. NCBI's taxonomy places the organism in Eukaryota, Metazoa, Chordata, Lepidosauria, Squamata, Sphaerodactylidae. The record is from RefSeq and is a predicted model, not a curated record. Gene Ontology annotation, cellular component: nucleus. Gene Ontology annotation, molecular function: RNA polymerase II-specific DNA-binding transcription factor binding. Bases 114 to 1034 code for a protein of 306 amino acids.